AGCGUAAGGAUGCUCUGCGAUUCCAACGUGAGUUUGCGGGUCCCAGCCGGUGAAGUGAUGAUGUUAUGUCGCAUUUUGAGCUGUGAUUCCAAGCGAGUCAUACCGACCACUCGGUCUCCACAAAAGACAACAUGGGCAAGGAAAAGCUUCACAUCAACAUCGUGGUCAUCGGCCAUGUCGACUCUGGCAAGUCCACCUCCACCGGUCACUUGAUCUACAAGUGCGGUGGCAUUGACAAGCGUACCAUUGAGAAGUUCGAGAAGGAAGCUCAGGAGAUGGGCAAGGGCUCCUUCAAGUACGCCUGGGUGCUGGACAAGCUGAAGGCCGAGCGUGAACGUGGUAUCACCAUCGAUAUCGCCCUGUGGAAGUUCGAGACCGGAAAAUACUACGUAACUGUCAUUGAUGCCCCCGGACAUCGUGAUUUCAUCAAGAACAUGAUCACAGGAACUUCACAGGCUGACUGUGCCGUGCUGAUUGUGGCUGCUGGUACUGGUGAGUUCGAGGCUGGUAUCUCCAAGAACGGACAGACCCGUGAGCACGCCCUGCUGGCCUACACCCUGGGUGUCAAGCAGCUCAUCGUGGGAGUCAACAAGAUGGACUCCACCGAGCCCCCCUACUCCGAGGCUCGCUUCGGUGAGAUCACCAAGGAAGUAGGUGCCUACAUCAAGAAGAUCGGCUACAACCCCAAGUCCGUCGCGUUCGUGCCAAUCUCUGGCUGGCAUGGCGACAACAUGAUCGAGGAGUCCACCAACAUGUCCUGGUUCAAGGGGUGGUCCAUCGAGCGCAAGUCCGGUAAAUCCUCGGGCCACACAUUGAUGCAGGCCCUGGACGCCAUCGAACCUCCGUCCAGGCCUACUGACAAGCCCCUUCGUCUCCCACUGCAGGACGUGUACAAGAUUGGCGGUAUUGGAACUGUGCCCGUCGGCCGUGUGGAGACCGGUAUCCUGAAGCCGGGCAUGGUGGUGACCUUUGCUCCCGUCAACCUCACCACUGAGGUCAAGUCCGUGGAGAUGCACCACGAGUCUCUGACCGAGGCCCUGCCCGGUGACAACGUCGGCUUCAACGUCAAGAACGUGUCCGUGAAGGAAAUCCGUCGUGGCUACGUUGCUGGUGACAGCAAGAACGACCCACCCAAGGAGGCUGCCAGCUUUAUUGCACAGGUUAUCGUGCUGAACCACCCAGGCCAGAUCCAGGCCGGCUACGCGCCCGUGCUGGAUUGCCACACCGCCCACAUCGCUUGCAAGUUCGCCGAGCUCAAGGAAAAGUGUGACCGUCGUUCCGGCAAGAAGCUGGAAGACAACCCCAAGUCCGUGAAGUCCGGCGACGCUGCGAUCGUCGAGAUGCUUCCGUCCAAGCCCAUGUGCGUCGAGGCCUUCUCUUCCUACCCGCCCCUGGGUCGUUUCGCCGUGCGCGACAUGAAGCAGACCGUGGCCGUCGGCGUUAUUAAGUCCGUCAACAAGACCGAGAAGGCCGGGAAGACCACCAAGGCCGCCCAGAAGGCUGCCGGCGGGAAGAAGAAGUGAUGGUCGCUUUACCUCGCUCCGCCCGCCACCGUCACAGCCGCCAUCGACACGACCACACUAGAGACUGCCAACUUGAAAUCUGGAGCUGCGCGUCUCCACUUCGCAACCUUCGUUUCGGCCCUCGUCUGGUUGCUCCAUAGUCGUAAGCUUCAUUGGAAACACUUCCGAAGGAAAAGUGGGACCGUAACGAAAACACCACCAAAAAGGUCCCCAUGAUUUCAAAGCUGUUUACACCUAUGCCAAAAAAGGGCGUACGUUUUGACGCCAUUGUGGAAUAUAGGAAAAAAACACAGUCAACCAGAUGGUGCCUAACUUAUUUGUUUGUUUAUUUAUUUACUAAGUGAUUUUACAGUACACCAUUUUGUUUUUACUUUUCUUGUAAAAAUGAAUGUGUUUUGUUUUACCUUGGUUUUGAAACAUUUCUGUAAGGUGCUGGCAGAAUAAAAGAAUCAGUGACAUUA
Branchiostoma floridae (Florida lancelet) is the source of this 1984-nucleotide messenger RNA. Its product is annotated as elongation factor 1-alpha. The record is from RefSeq and is a predicted model, not a curated record. Lineage: Eukaryota; Metazoa; Chordata; Leptocardii; Amphioxiformes; Branchiostomatidae. Gene Ontology annotation, biological process: translational elongation; translation. The coding region runs from base 132 to 1523 and encodes 463 amino acids. Gene Ontology annotation, molecular function: translation elongation factor activity; GTP binding; GTPase activity. The transcript is spliced from 7 exons.